UUGUGGCGGGCGGACCGCGGGGGGAGGCGGGAGCCAUGGCGGCGCCGCUGCUGCAGGCCUGGGGCCUGGGGGCGGCCCUGCGGAGCCGUGCCGCUCUCCGCCCGCUGGGGCUGCUGGCCCCGCCGUGCCGGGAGCUGGCCGGGCCGGGGCCGGGGCAGGGCUCGGGGGAAGCGGCGCUGGAGGAGAACCCUUUCUACGGGAAGUACCGGCACAAGAUCCAGGAGCUGCGGAGAUCCAGUCCAGAGGUGUUUGAGUCCCGGAUGGAAAAAAGAAGUGAGGUGAAAAAGCAGCCCGUGGGACGCUCCAAACAAGGAGAGUUUAUCAGGUGCAUGGAGGAAAAGGCAGAAGGCUUGGGCACAAAGACAUCAAAGGGAGGAUUCACAAAGGAUAAGACCCUUGAUUCAAUUCUUAAUGUUGAGAUGGUGAAAGAGAAAUCAGCAGAGGAGAUAAAACAGAUUUGGAAUCAAUACUUCUCUGCAAAGGAUACAGUUUAUGCUGUUAUUCCUGCAAAGAAGUUUGAUCUAAUGUGGAAGAGAGCCCAGAGCUGUCCAUCGUUUUUAUAUGCUUUGCCAAGAAAAGAAGGCUAUGAGUUCUUUGUGGGGCAAUGGUCAGGAACAGAGUUGCACUUUACUUCCCUAAUAAACAUUCAGACCCAAGGUGAAACUGCUCCUAGCCAGUUGGUCUUGUACCAUUACCCUGAGCUGCAGCAGGAAAAAGGGAUAGUCCUCAUGACAGCAGAAAUGGACUCCAAGUUCCUGGUGGUCCACGAGGCGCAGUGCUUGGCGAAUCAGGUUCCGCUCUUCUACGCGACGGAGCGUUCCGAGACCUAUGAGCUAGUGGAGACCUUCAACCACAGAUCCAGCGAGUUCAAAUACAUGGCAGUCAUAGCAGAGCUUGAGCAAAGUGGGCUUGGAAGAGAACUGAGGCCCAGUCAGGCUUCUGACAAGUCCUAGAGCCUGGCUUGCAGGUGAAGAGAGCCAGCAGCAGGCAGAUGUUUUCCUGCCUCUUGUUUCAGUUUGGCUACAGGAAGGAUCUGGAGACCUCCUCGGGGUGUGAUAGCCAAGCCUGCCUGGCCCUGAUGUAAGAUGAGGGCUUGGGCCUUUUAAACAAGAGUAAUGAAUUACCCUAAAUGGAGCCCUGUACUUUCAGGCUAACUCUACCAGAAUGGGCAGUUUGCCCAUCCUGUAACUUCCUGCUGCAUGCUGUGCUUAUGGGAGCUGAAAUAAAUGGGCAGGAGGGGAGCUGUGUAAUGGGCUGUGGUGGCAUCAGGAGAUGGAGAGCAAUCAAUAUUUCUUCUCAGUAAACACUUCUUCAGUGCCCUCCCCCAUUAUAAUUGCAUGGUCCAGUGCUUUUUUGUCAUCUGUGUGGAAUUUG
Messenger RNA from Dryobates pubescens (Downy woodpecker), 1374 nucleotides. RefSeq names its product ATP synthase mitochondrial F1 complex assembly factor 1 (gene ATPAF1). Gene Ontology annotation, cellular component: mitochondrion. The coding region runs from base 36 to 953 and encodes 305 amino acids. The record is from RefSeq and is a predicted model, not a curated record. Gene Ontology annotation, biological process: mitochondrial proton-transporting ATP synthase complex assembly. Lineage: Eukaryota; Metazoa; Chordata; Aves; Piciformes; Picidae. The transcript is spliced from 9 exons.